Molecule: messenger RNA, 1685 nt
Organism: Anastrepha obliqua
Lineage: Eukaryota; Metazoa; Arthropoda; Insecta; Diptera; Tephritidae
Gene: l(3)neo38
Product: zinc finger protein 205
Exons: 5
Coding region: 58-1500 (480 amino acids)
Biological process (GO): regulation of transcription by RNA polymerase II
Cellular component (GO): nucleus
Molecular function (GO): RNA polymerase II cis-regulatory region sequence-specific DNA binding; DNA-binding transcription factor activity, RNA polymerase II-specific
Source: RefSeq, a predicted model, not a curated record
AAUACCGUUAGCUGGUGACUUUUUUCAUCUAUACCUCAAACUCAACGCUAAGGUGUCAUGAUGAAUUUCUCCGCGUUUGGUGGUCCUUUUUCCGGCAUACAUCAGUUUGCGGCUAAAUUUGGCCACGACACACAAGGUCCGCCGGGCGCCUUCGCCACGCCCACCGGCAUCAAUGGCAAUGCGACGGCUGCAACGGUCGGCGAUAAUCAUGUGCAACGCUAUCAGACGAAUGGCAAUCAUUUCAAUCAAAAUAUACCAAAUGUUUCGGCUGCCAAUAAUACAAUGCAAUACGGACAAAAUAUAUCCAUACCAUAUUCACAGCCGCAAACCGAUUUGAAUUUUCUCAACUCAGUGGAUCAUAAAGGAAAGAUACAUCCGAAAAUAGAGCGCGACCGUGAAGAAGUUUUGAAUCAACAGAUAUUACAGAAUGUCAAUCAAUCAUGGCAAACAUUGGCCAAUACUGCCAACACCGUCGAUUACUCAUCGCAUUUGCUAUCUGCAACACUGCCAAUCUCAAUACAACACUUCCUCAAAUAUUCCGAAACAAUAAAGAAGGAAUCCUCAGGUAUUGUCGGCUCACAAAUCAACUCAGGGAAUUUGAAUUUGAGCAAUUUGGAUACGUCACCAUCGGGUUUUAAGGGUGACGUCCUCAAGAAUGGCACCAAUUUGAGUCUUGCACUUGGCGGCGUCGCACUCGCCCCACCGUCCAAUCAACAAGCAAAUGGCGCCACACAUCAUAAUGGUGGUAUUGUUGGCAUGGAACAUGGCGGUCAUAUGACCAAUAUGACAGAUGCUACCAACAACGGCGCAUCACUACAUCCGGGUGUGAAUGGCAAUCCACCAAACACAAAUGUUAAUGUACAAGCCAAUAACGGUCAACCCGCCACCGCCAAUGGUACAGUCACAAAUGGUAAUGUUGUAACAAGCACUGCACCGGCUGGCACCACGACUACCUCAACCGGUGGUACCACUACGACCACUGGCAAAAAGACCAGAAAGAAGAAGCCACCAAAGGAGAAGAAACCACGCCCAAAACCGGGUGAGAUUCGUGAGAUCAAGGCGUUGGACGGUUCCACGCUAUAUUGUUGCCCCGAAUGUCAGAUGGCCUAUCCGGAUCGCAGUCUAAUCGAACAACAUGUAAUCUCACAUGCGGUGGAACGACGAUUCGUUUGCGACAUCUGUAAUGCGGCUUUGAAGCGUAAGGAUCAUUUGACCCGUCAUAAACUGUCCCAUAUACCGGAUCGACCACAUGUGUGCAAUAUUUGCAUGAAAUCAUUCAAGCGCAAAGAGCAAUUAACUUUGCACAUUGUCAUACAUUCCGGAGAGAAGAAGCAUGUGUGCGUCGAGUGUGGCAAAGGUUUCUACCGCAAGGAUCAUCUGCGCAAGCAUACACGCUCGCACAUUGCACGUCGCGUCAAGUCUGAAGUCUCGGCGCAGAAUGUCAACGCCGGCAGUGGUAGCGGCAACAAUGUGCAAAAUAAUACGAUACAAGGUUCCUGAGGUUCGUACAAGGACUUUUGGUAAAUAUGCAAAGAAACUUCACACUGUAAACUGCGCCAUUUUGAAGUUAACAACAUGCAUACGCGCGCUUGUCAAAGGCGUGUGGGAUGUUAGUUGUUGUCUUCAAUAUGUGCGCAGUUGGAAGUUUCUCUGAAUAUUUACUGACUGUCCUGCUAAGCCUUAAA